Molecule: messenger RNA, 319 nt
Organism: Triticum dicoccoides
Lineage: Eukaryota; Viridiplantae; Streptophyta; Magnoliopsida; Poales; Poaceae
Exons: 3
Coding region: 56-319 (87 amino acids)
Source: RefSeq, a predicted model, not a curated record
GGCCCCUCCAUGCCGGUCGUCCGGAGCUGCGCCGCCCACCACAUCAAGGCCGACCAUGCCCCUGGAGGUUGGAGGAGGCCUUGGGAAUGGAGAUGGUGAGAGCGGUAUCCUGUUGCUGGCAAGGCAGACCAUGGACAGCGCGAGGAAGAUUUGGUCAUUUGCCCGAUGUGGCAAUGGACAUUUGAUUAAUGACCAAUUGGAGGCUCUACGGAUGAAGAUCACGGAGAACAUCCCUCUUCCUUUACAUCUAAAAUUAAACUUACAAGUGGUCGAUUCGCGAAGUUCAAGUGUUUAUCAAAUUGAAUACAAGGGUGAUUAG